Molecule: messenger RNA, 1506 nt
Organism: Pelagomonas calceolata
Lineage: Eukaryota; Pelagophyceae; Pelagomonadales; Pelagomonadaceae
Source: the annotation of a GenBank genome assembly
AUCAACAGCGCAGCCAGCCAGUCCUACGAGUCGACGUAGCCGAGGUAGGCGUACGAAUGCCCGCGAUAUAACACACGUGUGCCUGGCGCACGCACGCUGCAUUUGUCGCAUCGCUGCGAGAACCACAGCUCCAAGCCAGCUCCAAGCCACACACGUGCCUGGCGCACCACUGCAUUGUCGCACGAGAACCACAGCUCCAAAACCAAUGCCUGCCACGAGCAAAGCCGUGGCCGUCGCGGCCGGCGCGGCCGCAGCGCUCGCCUACUACUUACGACGCAGACGUCGUGCGGCCCGUAUGAAACUCCUCGCCACGCACACCAAGAUCGCCCUGCUGGCGAGCGAGCGCGGCGCGGUCGUCGCGAUGAGCCCGGCGACGUCCACGGUCACGUUCUUCAAAGGAUCACCGAGAAGGGUGGCCAACAAGCUCCGAAACAAGGUCGCGGCAAUUGUGGAAGCGAACCCCUGGCUCGCGGCGCGGUUAGAUGAUGAUGAGAAUGGGGAACUGGCACUAUUCGUGCCGCCUGAACUGCCGGAGCUCUUCGCCGAGCGCCGUGACAUUGCCGUGGAGCGCACGCCGUAUGCAUCAUUGGUGGCGGCCCUCGCACCCGUCCUCUGCGGGACAAGUGUCGAAUGUAGAGGGACGGCGAAGCCGCUCUUCCAGGUGUCUCUAGUAAGUUGCGCGAACGACACGUACGCGCUGGUCGUGUCGGCGAACCAUUCUUUGGUAGACGGCCACGGCUACUACCGCAUCUACAACAUGUUGAGUGAAGGUUCAAAGGUGGAGAGCCUGGACCCGGCGCGCAAGUUUGAUGUACCAUCAAGAAUGGUCGCGGCGAUGCAUGACGAACAUUCAUUACUACAGCGGGCCCCGCCGGGUUUUCUGUUGCGUUUCAUCACGGCGCAGAUCAAAAACGCCGUCGCGCCGUCCACGCACGCCCACGCCUUUUAUAUCAACGAAGCUUGGGUCGCCGCACGGAAAGCCACGGCGGACGGCGUCGCCUUCCUGUCGACGAACGACUGCGUCACGUCGGAGUUCUGCUCUUUGCUGAACUGCGACGUCGCGCUCAUGGCCGUGAAUUUCCGCGGCAAAAUUGAUGGAUGCGGCGACGACGACGUGGGCAACUACGAGGAUUUGAUCGCGUUCACGCCGCGCGACUACGCGUCGCCAUCUCUCAUAAGGCGCUCCGUUUCUGGACCACAAUACUUCCGCGCGACCGGCGCGCCGCUGCCCACGAACCGCGAGCACCUCGCGGCAAGCUACGGCGCGGUGACGAACUGGGCGACGUUCGCGGAGCCCCUCGAGCUGGACGGCGUGCAACAACUACACCUGCCUUUACUAGACUGGAACGCGUCGACGCCGCCCUCGGUCUUCGGGGCGAUGGUCGUCUUCCGGCCGCGCGCGGGGCGUUUGGCCGCCUUUGUUGGGGGUGGUUCUACUUUCGUCGAGCGUGUGAAGGCGUCCGGCAUGGUCGGGGAGGCCGUUUUGUAAAUAGAAUCUUGUCUGUA